Molecule: messenger RNA, 4717 nt
Organism: Prunus avium (sweet cherry)
Lineage: Eukaryota; Viridiplantae; Streptophyta; Magnoliopsida; Rosales; Rosaceae
Gene: TAF2
Product: TBP-associated factor 2
Biological process (GO): transcription initiation at RNA polymerase II promoter
Cellular component (GO): transcription factor TFIID complex
Molecular function (GO): transcription cis-regulatory region binding; RNA polymerase II general transcription initiation factor activity; chromatin binding
Source: RefSeq, a predicted model, not a curated record
CAAGAUAGAAGAUACAAAGCUAGUGAGCUCGCGAGCUUGCUCUUCGAUCUCUCUUUCUCUCGUUAGGCUCCGUACGACCAUGGCGAAGCCUCGCAAGCCCAAGAAUGAGGACGCCAAGCCCGACAACUCCGGGCCAGUCGUUCGUCAUCAGAAGCUCUGCCUCUCCGUCGACAUCGAUAAGCGUCGCAUUUAUGGGUACACGGAGUUGAAGAUUUCCGUCCCAGAAAUUGGGAUUGUAGGGUUACACGCAGAAAACCUGGGGAUUGAGAGUGUUUCAGUCGACGGCGAGCAGACUGAGUUUGAGUACUACCCGCAUAGUAAUCAUAAAGAUGCGGAAAGCGAGAAGAGAUGGAGUUGGGUUACGUCUCCGAGCUCUGCUGCCGAUGCGGCAGGUUCCACUUAUAUAUCGGCUCUUGAGAGAGAAUUGGUCCCGAAUUUACUGAUCAAUUGUUGUAAGGCAUUCAAGGCCGGAAGCGAACUGCAGGAGCAACUGGUUGUGGAUAAUGAGGUGCAACAUUCAUCUGGGGAAGCCAAGCAGAAUGUGCGGUUGGUUCGUAUUGAUUAUUGGGUAGAGAAAGCAGAGACAGGAAUUCACUUUCAUGAUACUGUUCUACAUACUGAUAACCAGAUACGGCGUGCACGAUGCUGGUUCCCUUGUAUGGAUGAAAGUUCACAGAUUUGCUGCUAUGAUCUGGAGUUUACUGUUGCACAAAAUCUUGUGGCUGUUAGCACUGGAAGCUUACUAUACCAGGUUUUGAGCAAGGAUGAUCCUCCUCGCAAAACAUAUGUUUAUAGAUUAGAUGUUCCAGUUAGUGCUCGGUGGAUAUCUUUGGUGGUUGCACCUUUUGAAAUCCUUCCUGAUCACCAACUUGGUCUAAUAUCUCACAUGUGCUUGCCAGCUAAUAUGUCAAAGCUUCGGAAUACUGUAGAGUUUUUUCAUGGUGCAUUUAGCUGUUAUAAGGAUUACCUUUCGAUAAACUUUCCUUUUGGGUCAUACAAGCAAGUUUUUAUUGAGCCUGAGAUGGCAGUAUCAUCAAUAUGUUCGGGGGCCUCCAUGAGCAUUUUCAGUUCUCAAGUUUUGUUUGAUGAGAAGAUCAUUGAUCAGACCAUUGACACAAGGAUUAAACUUGCGUUUGCCCUGGCAAGACAAUGGUUUGGUGUCUAUAUCACCCCCGAGGCACCUAAUGAUGAGUGGCUGCUGGAUGGUCUUGCUGGGUUUUUGACAGAUUUGUUUAUCAAAAAAUAUUUGGGAAAUAAUGAGGCACGCUAUCGAAGAUAUAAGGCAAAUUGUACUGUUUGCAAAGCAGAUGAUAGUGGUGCAACUGCUUUAAGCUCUGCUGCUUCUUGUAAGGAUUUGUAUGGAACUCAAUGCAUUGGAAUAUACAGCAAAAUUAGGUCAUGGAAAUCUGUGGCAAUCCUUCAAAUGUUGGAAAAGCAGAUGGGACCUGAGUCUUUCCGUAAAAUUUUGCAGACAAUAGUUUUGAGGGCUCAAGAUAAGACCCGUCCUUUGAGAUCCCUUAGUACGAAGGAGUUUAGGCAUUUUGCUAAUAAGGUUGGUAAUCUUGAGCGUCCAUUUCUUAAAGAAUUUUUUCCUCGAUGGGUAGAAUUGUGUGGUUGCCCAGUCUUGAGGAUGGGCUUCUCCUAUAACAAGCGGAAGAAUAUGGUUGAAUUGGCAGUUUUACGUGGGUGCACAGGCUUGUCGGAUUCAAGUGCCUCUGUUGUUAAUGCAAAUCCAGAAUCUGAAAAGCGAGAUGGUGACAAUGGAUGGCCUGGAAUGAUGAGUAUCAGGGCUCAUGAACUUGAUGGUACAUUUGAUCAUCCAGUUCUGCCAAUGGCUGGAGAAAUAUGGCAGCUGCUGGAAAUACAAUGCCAUUCAAAGCUUGCUGCUAGACGCUUUCAAAAGCCUAAAAAGGGUUCAAAACUAGAUGGGGCUGAUGAUAAUGGGGAUGGUGCUCCGGCUCUAGAUAUGCGUUCCAGUAUGGAAUCACCGUUGUUGUGGAUGAGGGCAGACCCAGAAAUGGAAUAUCUUGCUGAAAUUCAUUUCAAUCAACCUGUACAGAUGUGGAUUAAUCAGUUGGAGAAGGACAAAGAUGUUGUUGCUCAGGCACAAGCAAUUUCAACACUGGAGUCCUUACCGCAGCUUCCCUUUUCUGUUGUUAAUGCUCUCAAUAAUUUCCUCAUUGACUCCAAGGCCUUUUGGAGAGUUCGAAUUGAGGCUGCAUUUGCAUUGGCAAAUACAGCAUCUGAGGAUACUGAUUGGGCUGGUCUACUCCAUUUAGUGAAAUUUUAUAAAAGUCGAAGGUUUGAUGCGAACAUUGGACUCCCCAAGCCAAAUGACUUUCAUGAUAUUUCUGAGUACUUUGUUCUUGAGGUCAUUCCACAUGCUAUAGCUAUGGUGAGAGCUGCAGACAAGAAAAGCCCAAGAGAGGCUGUGGAGUUUGUUUUACAACUUUUGAAGUACAAUGACAACAAUGGGAACCCUUACUCUGAUGUCUUCUGGCUUGCUGCAUUAAUUGAGUCUGUUGGAGAACUUGAAUUUGGGCAACAGAGUAUUCUCUUUUUAUCAUCUCUUCUGAAGCGCAUUGAUCGGAUUUUGCAAUUUGACAGGUUGAUGCCUAGCUACAAUGGUAUCUUGUCAGUCAGCUGUAUUAGGUCCCUGACACAGAUUGCCUUAAAACUCUUGGGAUUUAUUCCUCUGGAUCGCGUAUUUGAACUUGUAAAACCUUUUCGGGAUAGCAAGGCAAUAUGGCAAGUUCGGGUUGAAGCAAGCAGAGCACUCCUUGAUCUUGAGUUCCACUGCAAAGGCAUUGACGCGGCUUUGGAACUGUUUAUCAAAUAUUUAGAUGAAGAGACAUCCUUCAGAGGGCAGGUGAAAUUGGCUGUGCAUGCUAUGAGAUUAUGCCAGAUUAGAGGUGGAUCUGAUUUUAAUGACAACAUUAGGAGCCAAACUCUUGUGGCUUUGCUUUGCCUACUUGAAGGCCGGAUGGCUUUUAAUAAUAUCUUUCUUCGUCAUCACUUAUUCUGCAUCCUACAAAUCCUUGCAGGAAGGGCCCCAACACUAUAUGGAGUACCCAGAGAUCAUAAACCAUUUCAUCUAGGGGCUGCGGAAAGCUUCCACGAGCAGAAAAAUAUCUUUGCUACUUUCAUUCCAGAAAGUAAAUUUUUGGAACCACCUUCUGAAGCCCCAAACCAUUCCCGUGAUGAUUUGACUGUCCUUGAAACUUCUAGAGAUGGACUGCCUGCUCCAGAAAUUUCCAUGAAUGGGUUAUCUGUUCCAGCUCCAGAAACUUCCAGGGAUGGGUUUGCCUUUCCAGGAGCUUCUAAAGAUGAUUUGGGUGUUCCCGAACCUACAAAUGAUGGUUUAGAUGCUCCAGAACCCUCCGGUGGUGGUUUGGGUGAUCCACAGCCUUCCAGUGUUUGUUUGGUUGCUCCAAAACCUACCGGUGGUGGUUUGGUUGCUCCAGAACCUUCCGGUGGUGUUUUGGUUGCUCCAGAACCUUCCAUUGGUAGUUUUGGUGCACCAGAACCUUCAAUUGGUAGUUUCGGUGCUCCAGAACCUUCCAAGGAUGGCUUAGUGGUUUCAGAACCUUUCAAGGAUGGCUUGGCAGUUCUCGAACCUUUCAAGGAAGCAGAUACCAUUUCCAACAGCCAUAAACGGAAGCUGCCAGUUGUUAAGAUCAGGGUCAAAAGAUCUGCUACUACUAGUAGAGCAGAAGAAUGUGAUAAUCAAACUGCUGAGAGGUCACAAGGUGGGCAUCUUGAAACUGAUCAUGGGCCAAGCAGUUCAGUAUCUGUGGAUGCGCCUCACAGAAAUUUUCCAGAGACUGUGAGCCUUAGCAAUCAAAAUGUUGAGGAAGUUAACUCUUGGCAUGAUCUUGGAUCCCGGAUGACUGCCAGCAUUGGUAGUGCAAAACUUGCGAGUGACGGUGAUGAUAUAGGAAAGGAAUUGCAGUGCACUGCUGAUUCAAGCAAAGUUUCUGCACUGCCUCAGCCUGAAGAUCCAUCACCUAGGUAUAUCCAGGAUAACCAAGAUGCAGAUGUCCAAAAGUAUGCAAGUCUCCAAGCUCUUUCAGUUCCUAGGAAUGAUGUUAACGGUGGUUCAUUUGGCAUGGUGGAUUCUCUUCCUCGUGGGAAAGAAAAGGAGAAAAAGAAAGACAAGGAAAAGAAACGAAAGCGGGACAAGGGGCACCGAGAUGAUCCCGAGUAUCUGGAGCGGAAGCGCUUAAAGAAGGAGAAAAAACAGAAGGAGAAGGAAAUGGCAAAGUUGUUGAAUGAGACCGGAAAAGUAUCUUCAGCGGACUUACCACACAGUAGGAAAGAGAUACCUGGUAUAAAGUCGGCAAAUGUGCAACUCAAACCAGCUGAGCCCAGUGGAUCCAACAAAUUAGUGAUCACAGGGGUCGAAGCCACCAGGCCUGAGGCAUCAGAAGGUACUUCUGCUACUCCCAGGUUUCGUAUUAAAACAAAAAUCCGAACACACAGCAAACCGUAAUGAAUGUUUUGUACCCUUGUCACAAAUUGAACGAGGGUUGCUACUUAGAAAUAUAAAUUUUGGAUUGUGUGUUUAGGUGUAUAGUGAUAUUGUGAGAGACAGUAGCAGACACUACAGAAUAUUAGUUUAUGAAUGCUUUUGUGUUUGCACAUUGUUAGUCCCGACUGUUUGAUGAUUCUUAACAAUCGCCAUUCACCAGUGCCAAACAUACCGCCUUUUCUUGUC